This is a messenger RNA of Acomys russatus (golden spiny mouse), 1860 nucleotides long. RefSeq names its product ST8 alpha-N-acetyl-neuraminide alpha-2,8-sialyltransferase 2 (gene St8sia2). The record is from RefSeq and is a predicted model, not a curated record. Gene Ontology annotation, biological process: oligosaccharide metabolic process; N-glycan processing. Lineage: Eukaryota; Metazoa; Chordata; Mammalia; Rodentia; Muridae. The transcript is spliced from 7 exons. Gene Ontology annotation, molecular function: alpha-N-acetylneuraminate alpha-2,8-sialyltransferase activity. Bases 1 to 1170 code for a protein of 389 amino acids.
AUGAAUCAGCUGUGGCUGGAGCUGGAGCGUCUGGAUAAGCAAGCAAAGGCGAUUGCCUGGCUGCUCAAACCACUGGGCACGAUUAGGGUAAAUGUGAAGAACUACAUCGGGCCACUCAUGAAUGAAAGCAAAAGAAGAGAGAAUUCUGGAGGCAGAGGUACAAUCAGAUCAGCUGUGAACAGCUUACAUAGCAAAUCUAAUAGAGCUGAAGUUGUAAUAAACGGCUCUUCACCGCCAGCUGUUGUUGACAGAAGCAAUGAAAGCAUUAAACAUAGCAUCCAGCCAGCCCCGUCCAGAUGGAGACACAACCAGACACUCUCUCUGAGAAUCAGGAAGCAAAUUUUAAAGUUCUUGGAUGCAGAGAAGGAUAUUUCUGUCCUUAAGGGGACCCUGAAGCCCGGAGACAUUAUUCACUAUAUCUUUGAUCGAGACAGCACAAUGAACGUGUCCCAGAACCUCUAUGAACUCCUACCAAGAACCUCCCCCCUGAAGAAUAAGCAUUUCCAGACUUGUGCCAUCGUGGGCAACUCAGGGGUCUUGCUGAACAGCGGCUGUGGGCAGGAGAUUGACACACACAGCUUUGUCAUAAGAUGCAACCUGGCUCCAGUUCAGGAGUAUGCCCGGGAUGUGGGCCUCAAAACAGACCUAGUGACCAUGAACCCCUCAGUCAUCCAGCGAGCCUUUGAGGAUCUGGUGAAUGCCACAUGGCGGGAGAAACUGCUCCAGCGGCUGCAUGGCCUCAAUGGCAGCAUCCUGUGGAUCCCUGCCUUCAUGGCCCGGGGUGGCAAGGAACGUGUGGAAUGGGUCAACGCUCUCAUCCUGAAGCACCACGUCAACGUGCGCACGGCUUACCCUUCCCUGCGCCUGCUGCAUGCAGUCCGAGGAUAUUGGCUGACCAACAAAGUCCACAUCAAAAGACCAACCACUGGCCUCUUGAUGUACACCCUGGCCACACGCUUCUGCAAUCAAAUCUACCUCUAUGGUUUCUGGCCCUUUCCACUGGAUCAGAAUCAGAACCCCGUCAAGUACCACUAUUAUGACAGCCUCAAGUACGGCUAUACCUCCCAGGCUAGCCCCCACACCAUGCCCUUGGAAUUCAAGGCCCUCAAGAGCCUACAUGAGCAGGGGGCAUUGAAACUGACUGUUGGCCAGUGUGAUGGGGCUACGUAAGGAGGGCGGCCCAUGGGACUCAGUAGCUCACUUUCCUGCCAGCUACACCACAGGCAGAUGGGAGUCGGGGUGGCACAAACAAUAGAACAAGCAGGCUAGUGGUUUUCUUUGUUAAAGUGUAAAACAGUGACCAGAAUAUAUAUAUCUAUACCUGCAUAUAUAUAUUGACCUGAGUAUUUAUAACUGUGUGGUGUUCAUCUAGCAUUAGGCAGAUAAGCCACAGGAAGAAGGUGUGGAGAACCCACCUGGACCAGAUGGAGACUCAGUUCAUCUUUGGGGGCAGAAGUACUUGACAUGCAAAGAAGCCCAGUCCCAUGACUUUGGAUGACAACCUGUCUCCUGGGCUGGAUGGAUCUUUGGGCUCAUGGCUGAAUGGAGAGCCACCUGUUGUCAGCUUCCCCGAACCUCUGAGUGAUGUGGAUUCUGGGUAGCCCAGACCCAGAGAGGACAGCUUGGACCAGUCUUAAGAGGUGCAGUUCAUGGAGGAGAGACUUUGGAGAGUUCCACUGGGCAAAGAGGGAAAAGGAGACCAAGCAGCAGAGGUCACACCAGAGCUGAAGGCCUUGUUCAUGAACUUGAGAGUGCAACUGUUCAAAGGACAAGCACAGAUGGCACAUGUGUCCCAGACAGGCCUUCACAGCUAUGGAGAAAGCUCAAUGGACAGCCCUGUGUUCUGGCUUGACAAGUACC